Molecule: messenger RNA, 1288 nt
Organism: Pseudoliparis swirei
Lineage: Eukaryota; Metazoa; Chordata; Actinopteri; Perciformes; Liparidae
Gene: mims1b
Product: family with sequence similarity 210 member Ab
Exons: 4
Coding region: 153-968 (271 amino acids)
Cellular component (GO): mitochondrion
Source: RefSeq, a predicted model, not a curated record
GUUACAUGCUGCUCUCCACGCAAGUCUGUGGUCAUUGAACGACACAUAGCCAGGGCUGCUCCGCACCGAGGGCUAGACGUGCGGUACCGGUCCACCCUGUGGUUGAACACAUCGGCAGAGGGGAGGCGGCGUGGAAGUCGAGGAGGGUGACCAUGCAGCGCAUCCUGAAUCAGGGGACCCUUCGGCGUCUGGCGGCAGCACGCCCCCUACUGGCGGGCGUCGCCGUCCCCGAACCAACGGCGGCGUUUUGCUGCUGCGUCCUCCGCCCGGCGCCCGCCGGCCGCCGCUGGCUGUCGUCCUCGGCCCCCGGCAAGGCGAAACACCAGGAGCCGCCGUCCGGCUCCACGCCACACGCUCAGGAGGUCCAGACGAAGGACGCCCGGCCUGAAGUGGUGGAGGAGCUGGACCCCCUGCAGGACAAUUCCAUUGGUUUAGUCCAGAGGUUCAAGAGGACCUUCAAACAGUACGGGAAGGUGAUGAUCCCUGUGCACCUCGUCACGUCCUCAGUCUGGUUAGGAACCUUCUACUACGCUGCUAUGAAAGGUGUGAAUGUGGUGCCCUUCCUGGAGAUGGUCGGUCUCCCCGAGUCGCUGGUCGGCGCUUUGAGAGACUCGACGAGUGGCUAUGCGCUCACGGCGUACGCCAUGUACAAGAUCGCGACCCCCGCUCGCUACACGGUGACCCUGGGCGGCACGUCGCUGUCCGUGCAGUACCUCCGCAAGCACGGCUACCUGUCCACGCCGCCGCCGGUCAAAGAGUACAUCCAGGACCGCAUGGAGGAGACCAAGGAGAAGCUGUCGGGCAAGAUGGAGGAGACCAAGGAGAGGUUCUCGGAGCGAAUGGAGGAAACCAAAGAACUCUUCUCCGAGAAAAUGGAAGUGACGAAGGACAAGCUCUCCGAGAAGCUGCAGGAGACCAAAGACAGAGUCACGGAGGGCAAGUCGUUUUUUAGGAAGAAGAAAGAGUGAGGCGUCCCGAUUGGUCGGUGGGGGGGCGGCGGCGGCGAGCGGCACUUGUCAGACUUUUCUGAGAGAAGAGAGACGUCCCCUAAACAUGUCCCCUAAACAUUUCAAGUUGUCAACCGUCUGUCUGACGUCGGCUCGGCGGACCGAUCCGAUCUCGUCCGGCUCGGUCCGGAUCUCGAGUGAUUCGGGGGCCAGAAGAAAAGAAGAAGAGGAGCUGCGUUCUUAUUUCUCUUGACACAGAUGCAUGACGGAGACGAGCGGCGUGUGAGCGGAGAGAUUAAAGAUCAAUAAAUACUAAUAAACGUGUUUGGGAGAGAGCGGUA